Messenger RNA from Pyrenophora tritici-repentis Pt-1C-BFP, 1900 nucleotides. The record is from RefSeq and is a predicted model, not a curated record. NCBI's taxonomy places the organism in Eukaryota, Fungi, Ascomycota, Dothideomycetes, Pleosporales, Pleosporaceae.
GAAUCUUAGAAGUUGAACUUUCCCGCUCUGUGACUUUGUUUGCCUCUUCAACUAAACGCAACAAUGUUCAGGACUGCGGCGCGAAGCAUUGCCGCUUCUGCAUGGCGCAAUGCAGAGAGCUUUAGUCAAAUAGAGGCAGCACACCAAACUGCAAUUAACAUUUCAAAGGCACAAGGCAUUGGUCAGCGGGGCUUCAUUGACGCAAUUGGAAAGACACCCCUCAUCCGUCUCAAGCGCCUCUCCGAGGAAACUGGCUGCAACGUGCUGGGAAAAGCCGAAUUCCAAAACCCCGGUGGCUCAGUCAAAGACCGCGCAGCCCUCUUCGUCGUCGAGAAUGCCGAACGUCAAGGCCUCCUUAAGCCCGGUGGUACCGUCAUCGAAGGCACAGCCGGAAACACUGGCAUUGGUCUUGCGCAUGUUUGCCGCUCAAAAGGCUACCGACUAGUUAUCUACAUGCCAAACACGCAGUCGCAAGGCAAGAUUGAUUUACUGCGAUUGCUCGGCGCUGAAGUCUACCCCGUACCGGCCGUCGCAUUCGAUAACCCGGAGAACUACAACCACCAGGCGAAGCGACAUGCGGAGAGACUAGAGAAUGCUGUCUGGACGAACCAGUUCGAUAACGUGGCGAAUCGCCAGGCGCAUAUUGAGACUACAGGCCCGGAGAUUUGGCAUCAGACGGGAGGGAAGCUGGAUGCUUUUACCUGUGCGACGGGCACCGGAGGCUCGCUCGCUGGUAGUGGUGGUAAGCUCCAAGAGAGAGCUGGAGGUUCCAUCACAGAGGGUAUCGGUCAGGGUCGCGUAACAGAGAAUUUGAAGCCAGACAUUGACCUCCUGGACGGCUCAUUGCACAUCAGUGACGAGAAGACCAUUGAGAUGGUAUACAGGUGUCUGGAUGAGGAGGGUCUUUACCUCGGAGCUAGCUCAUGCUUGAACGUCGUUGCCGCCAAGGAGGUAGCUGAGAAGAUGGGCAAGGGAUCGACCGUCGUUACACUGCUAUGUGAUGGCGCGUACAGGUAUGCCGAUCGCCUAUUCUCGAAGAAGUGGCUCGAGCAGAAGAAGCUGUACGACGCGAUACCCGAGCGGUUACGAAGGUACAUUGUUCUAGAAUAGAUCACCAACAUAUGCAGUAUACAAAGUUCAAAUAUACAGUAAUCAUCUAAACAUCUAUUCGCGAUCGCCUGUACAAAGUAUAGAUCUACAUCCCAUCUACAUAGAAAGACCUUUGCCAACUAAAGCCCUACUCUAGAUCAUGGGACUCCCACUUGCAAACCCAUUUACCACAGCUGUCAUAAGCUGAUUCGCAAUAGCUGUCUUGGGUGGCAACCUCAAUCCACCUUCCUUGUAUUCAGACCCGGCCUCCUCGCCCAAUCCACUAGUACCUACCCUCAACGCUUCCCUCACUUCCUCCGCCGUAAACCACUUGGCAUCCUCAAGCUCAGCAUCAUGUCCUAAAUGAAUCGUCUCUCCCUCGGGAAUCGCCUGGCCCACAGCGCCAAUCAUCAAAUUGGCGGGAUACGGCCACGGCUGCGUAGAAUGAAUAACCACUCUUCCGAGAUGGAUACCAGACUCUUCCCAAACUUCGCGACGCACCGCCUCCUCCACGCUCUCUGCCGGUUCAAGGAACCCAGCGAGCGUAGAGUACCAGUACUGCGGCCAUCUCUUUUGCCGUCCUAGCAAAAUUCUCUUUCCAUCGGCAGACACUACAGCCAUGAUGACGGUGGGGUCUGUACGGGGGAAGCAGAGGUUUGAGAUUCCGGUUCUGGUAGCGCAAGGCGGGCGUUCACCCUGGUUGACUUCGGACGCAAUGUCUUUCGGAGGGCAUGUACGCUUAAAACCGGCGUUAACGGAGAGCGUUUUGUAGCCGCAGGAAGCGCAGUAGGGGUUUCGGGCAUUCCAGUCG